AUGGAGGGAAAAGAAGAACAUGCAAUAGGGAUCGACCUGGGAACCACGUACUCGUGUGUUGCAGUGUGGCAGCACGGUCGUGUUGAGAUCAUAGCCAACGAACAGGGAAACAGGACGACUCCGUCUUACGUUGCCUUUACCGACUCCGAGAGCUUGGUCGGCGAUGGAGCUAUUAACCAUGUGGCCAGAAACCUCACCAACACCGUCUUUGAUGCAAAGAGGUUGAUUGGCAGGAAAUUCUGUGAUGCCACUGUUCAAAGUGAUUUGAAACUCUGGCCAUUCAAGGUCGUUGAAGGUCCUGAUGAUAAGCCUAUGAUUGUGGUUAACCACGAGGGACAGCUAAAGAAGUUUGCUGCUGAUGAAAUCUCAUCCAUGGUUCUCACAAAGAUGCGGAAGACUGCUGAAGCCUACCUCGGAUCAAAUGUGACGAAUGCAGUUAUCACUGUCCCUACUUACUUCACUAUCUCUAAACAUCAGGCUACAAAAGAUGCAGGUGCCACUGCAGGCCUAAAUGUGAUGCACAUCAUCAAUGAACCAACUGCUGCAGCUAUUGCAUAUGGCAUUGACAAGAAGGCUGGUGGAUAUAGGAAGAAAAAUGUGCUGAUAUUUGAUUUAGGUGGUGGUACUUUAGAUGUGUCACUACUGAGUAUCUGUGAUGGUGUUUUUGAAGUUAAAGCCACGGCGGGAGAGACUCAUCUUGGAGGUGGAGACUUUGAUAAAAGAAUGGUGAAUUACUGUGUAGAGCAAUUCAAGAGGAAGCAUAAGGUGGACCUUAUUGGAAACGCUAGAGCUCCUAGGCGGUUAAGAAAUGAAUGCGAGAAGGCAAAGAGGAGGCUUUCAUCUACGACUACAACAGAGAUUGAAAUUGACUGUUUGGGAUAAAGAGAAUGAUUUCUAUGCAACUAUUACCCGUGCUAAUUUGAACAAUUGAAUGUUGAUUUCUUCAACAAAUGUACGAAGCCUGUCGAGAAGUGUUUGAGGGAUGCUAAGAUGGAUGUAAACAGUGUCCACAAUGCUGUUCUUGCUGGUGGAUCUUCUAGGGGGUAGGAGUUGCUGUUCUUGCUGGUGGAUGUAAACAGUGUCCAAAGUGCAGCAGUUACUACAGGAUUUGUUCAGGGGGAAGGAGCUUUGCAAGGGAUUAAUCCUGAUGAGGCUAUAGCAUAUGGUGCUGCAGUUCAAGCUGCAGUCUUGAGUGGGAAUGGAAAUGAGAAGCUUCAAGGUUUUACUCUCUUGGAUGUCAUUCCUCUAUCACUUGGAGUGGAGACUAAUGAUUUUGGUGAGCCACAUUUUAUGUGGGUUGUGCUUCCAAGAAACACCAGAAUCCCCGUGACAAGAACGGAAUUAUUUUGGAAACUUCCAUUGACAACCAGGUUUCAGUUCCAUUCUCAAUUUAUGAGGACCAGAGUUCAGCAACUUUAGAUAAUAACUUUUUGGGUAAAUUUUGU
This is a messenger RNA of Rosa chinensis, 1445 nucleotides long. Its product is annotated as heat shock cognate 70 kDa protein. Gene Ontology annotation, biological process: cellular response to unfolded protein; protein refolding. Gene Ontology annotation, molecular function: misfolded protein binding; ATP binding; heat shock protein binding. The record is from RefSeq and is a predicted model, not a curated record. Gene Ontology annotation, cellular component: cytoplasm. Lineage: Eukaryota; Viridiplantae; Streptophyta; Magnoliopsida; Rosales; Rosaceae. The transcript is spliced from 2 exons.